AUGGAGGAUGAGGAAGGCUAUACCACUUUAAAUUUGCAAACUUCAACUUCAGUUACUGCUCAUMGAUAUUCAAGUAACAACAAAAGUUCUGCAUUUAAUGCUGCAGGCAGUUUUGUUACAGUAGACAGAGUAUCUUCCUCAGUUUCCAUCUGGCGACCAGUGGCUUUCAUUUUCUUCACUUUGUCUCUGGUGCUGCUAAUUGGGCUGGUAAUUCUGCUGGCCCUSUUUUUUCAGGUUCCCAAAGAUUCUGAGGAAGGAAAGAAGCUACAARAAAUGAGGGAAAUGUUGUGUUCUGAAAGGAAGGAAAACAAUAUGACUAAUGAAACCAAAUGCGCUCUCUGUCCAGCAAGCUGGCAAAACAGUGGAGCUGACAGUUGUUUCUACAUUUCAAAACAGAAGAAAACAUGGAAGCAAAGCCAGGAGUUCUGUUCCUUAAGAAAUUCCACACUGGUGGUGCUAAAAGACAGAACAAAGAUGGUCUCUCUGCCACGGGAUCUGCAGUUUUACUGGGUUGGAUUAUCAUAUGCCUCUGAAAGGAAAGGCUGGUACUGGGAGGAUGGGACAGUCCUUGUGAGAGAAGUCACAACUUGGAUUGUGUUAUAUGAACACAUCUUCUGUGCUUCCUUAUAUGGACAGAUAAUUUACACCAGUAAUCCCUGUUCAACAGAGCAAUUCUGGAUCUGUGAGAAAGGGGCUAUUCAUUUCACCUGA
Molecule: messenger RNA, 711 nt
Organism: Nothoprocta perdicaria
Lineage: Eukaryota; Metazoa; Chordata; Aves; Tinamiformes; Tinamidae
Product: natural killer cells antigen CD94-like
Exons: 6
Coding region: 1-711 (236 amino acids)
Source: RefSeq, a predicted model, not a curated record